Molecule: messenger RNA, 588 nt
Organism: Rotaria socialis
Lineage: Eukaryota; Metazoa; Rotifera; Eurotatoria; Philodinida; Philodinidae
Source: the annotation of a GenBank genome assembly
AUGGACUCUGAAAGUAAUGAAGAGCGAAUUAUAUUCGACACUGCAGUGGAUUAUACAAAAGUCGAGGCGAUCAAUCAACGACGUCAAACUGAACAUAUAAAUCAAUUUUUACUCAAUACAGUUCACUUUUUUAAUACCUUCAGUGCGCAAGUUGAAAAUAAAUUUCAGAAACUUGAAACUAACUUACAACGGAUCGAUGCUGAUUUUGCAAUUCUGGAUUCUAAACUUCGUUCAACUCCUGGAUAUCAAGCACUAGAUCUCGCUGAUAUUGUAACCCCAACAACAUCGACGUCUACUCCACAACAAACAGCUAUUUCAAAUCCACCUCCUGCACCACCGCCACAAUCGACUGGCGGGCCACCUCCACCUCCACCUCCGCCACCAUCAACCGGUGGACCACCACCGCCUCCUCCUCCUCCACCACCACCACCUGAACCAGAAAAAGUCGAAGAUCCUCGAACAGAAAAAUAUCGAAAAAUGUUGCUUGUGCGUAUACCGCGUGAUGCUGUUCGACAUAAAAUGAUGGGCGAUGGGUUUGACCAAGCUACGAUCGAAUCAGUGAUCGGUCCAGAUUCAAAUGUGCAAUGA